GUGUCUUAUUACAGUCACUGUCACGUCUUAUCCCAGCAGCUGGGUGGAGUAAAAGUCGGGUCAGCUCGUACUAGUGUGUGUAAUGAAUAGGAUUUCUCAGACAGCUCAAGUUUUGAAUGAACUUGUGGAGAGCAGGCCAGUCCGUUGGAAUGAAUGUCUAGAGUCCUCUCAGUUCUUCUGGUCCUACAACUGAAUAGUAUUUGCACUUCCACAUGGACUGAAAGUGAUUAUUGAUUAUUUUUUAAUUGAUAGCCUACUUCUAUAAUUUCAUUUUUAAUUCACAUAUUCGGAGCAGUUGGGGUUUUUAAAAACAUUUUAAGUCCGUUACUGCGCUGGGGGAAUACUUUCUUAUAUUUUUAGGUUUUGCUCGUUUUUAUUGAAGCAGAAGAUGGGAGAAGAUACUCGGGCAUCGCAGGACAGUAACGCGCAGAGUUCAUUGGACAACGGGCCACAUUUGGGAGCUGGGGGUCCAGAUGCCGCGGCGCAAAUUGAAUGCUGCAGCAUCCCAAACGGGGACAGCGGCUCUGCCGCGAACACGCGUUUAUACAAGAAGCGCUGGAUGAUCGUGUUCCUGUUCAGCGCGUAUUCCCUGAGCAACGCGUACCAAUGGAUCCAGUACGGGAUCAUCAACAACGUAAUGAUGAAGUUCUACAACGUGGAAGCUUUCUCUAUUGACUGGCUGUCCAUGAUCUACAUGCUCACCUACAUCCCAUUCAUCUUCCCGGUCACCUGGCUCCUGGAUAAGAAAGGGCUGCGGGUCACAGCGCUGCUGGCCAACGCGCUCAACUGCGCCGGGACAUGGAUCAAGGUGGCCAGUGCCAAUCCCAACUUGUUCGGGGUGACCAUGCUCGGACAGCUCGCCAGUUCCCUUGCCCAGGUGUUCAUCCUCGGGAUGCCCUCCCGCCUGGCGUCGGUCUGGUUCGGCGCGGAUGAGGUUUCCACCGCCUGCUCCAUUGGAGUUUUUGGGAAUCAGAUGGGUAUCGCCAUUGGGUUCCUGCUCCCACCCAUCCUUGUGCCUAAUGUGGAUGAUAUCAAUGAGUUGGCAAACCACAUCAGAAUCAUGUUCUACAUCAGCGCAGGAGUUGCCACCCUCAUCUUCAUCCUUGUGGUCAUUGUGUUUCAGGAGAAACCGGAGAUCCCUCCCACCCUGGCCCAGGCUCAAGCCAGGAACAUCCCCCCGAGCGAGUACUCGUACACAGCUUCUGUCUUGAGGCUGCUGCGCAACAAGCCCUUUAUGCUCCUGGUGGUCACCUACGGGCUGAACGUCGGCUGCUUCUAUGCUAUUUCCACACUGUUGAAUCAGAUGAUCAUCGAGCAAUAUCCUGGUGAAGAAGUGAAUGCUGGGAGAAUUGGUCUGACUAUUGUUGUUGCUGGCAUGGCGGGGUCCAUCAUAUGUGGCAUUUGGCUGGACAAGACCAAAACAUACAAACAAACCACCUUGGCCGUAUAUCUCCUCUCUCUGAUUGGGAUGCUGGUUUACACCUUCACCCUCAACCUGGGUCACCUGUGGGUGGUGUUUGUCACAGCUGGAGUUUUAGGCUUCUUCAUGACAGGAUAUCUACCUCUGGGCUUUGAGUUUGCAGUAGAGCUUACCUAUCCAGAAUCAGAGGGAACCUCUUCUGGACUGCUUAACUGUUCAGCUCAGAUCUUUGGAAUCAUUUUCACCAUCUCCCAAGGGAAGAUUAUUGAGAGAUGGGGCACUUUAGCAGGAAACAUCUUCCUGAGUAGCUUCCUCCUAAUAGGAACAGUACUGACAGGAUUCAUCAAGUCCAACCUCCGACGCCAGAAGGCCAAUCUACAACAGUCUGAGGCGCAGGCAGUGAGUCCUACAGGCUCUGUGUCAUCCAAGCAGGACUACGGGGCCACAACGUGCAGCGGCCCCUGGCAACGGCAGUCUUCACAUAAAACCACAACCUCACUAAAAUCAAAACACACACCUGCCAAGAAAGCGAAAGCUGAUCUAGAAGGAGUCGUCUCUCAGCCUGAAGUCUUGAAAGAAAGGAGGUUCUAAGGAGGAUUAACUACCGUGUACUGAUUAAAACUGAAAUACUGACACUGUCGAACAUAAACAUGCACAGACGGCCACAUAGAAGAA
Molecule: messenger RNA, 2095 nt
Organism: Etheostoma cragini (Arkansas darter)
Lineage: Eukaryota; Metazoa; Chordata; Actinopteri; Perciformes; Percidae
Gene: flvcr2a
Product: FLVCR heme transporter 2a
Exons: 11
Coding region: 389-2011 (540 amino acids)
Biological process (GO): transmembrane transport; heme export
Cellular component (GO): membrane
Molecular function (GO): heme transmembrane transporter activity; heme binding
Source: RefSeq, a predicted model, not a curated record